Molecule: messenger RNA, 1581 nt
Organism: Ogataea angusta
Lineage: Eukaryota; Fungi; Ascomycota; Pichiomycetes; Pichiales; Pichiaceae
Exons: 1
Coding region: 1-1581 (526 amino acids)
Biological process (GO): positive regulation of translational fidelity; formation of translation preinitiation complex
Cellular component (GO): eukaryotic translation initiation factor 2 complex; cytosol
Molecular function (GO): GTP binding; GTPase activity; tRNA binding
Source: RefSeq, a predicted model, not a curated record
AUGCCGACCGAACUUCAGGACGUGGUUCCCGAUAUCGUGAUUGGCGGUAACCAGGAUGAGACCCACAAUGACCAGUAUGCCGGCCAGGAGGGUGACGACAGCGAAAACGAACAAGAAGCACAAAAGGGGAAAAAAGUGAGUUUUGUGACAUCUGAUGACGAGAAGGAACACGAGGACGAGCUUGAGAGACGCAGAAAGGAGUUUGAAGAAGGAGGCGGUCUUCCAGAGCAACCGGAUAACCCAGACUUUUCGUCGCUGACUCCUUUGUCGCCAGAAAUCAUCAACAGACAGGCCACGAUCAAUAUCGGUACCAUUGGUCACGUCGCCCAUGGAAAGAGUACCGUCGUCCGCGCCAUUUCCGGAGUCCAGACUGUCAGGUUCAAAAACGAGCUGGAGAGAAAUAUUACCAUCAAGUUGGGAUACGCUAACGCCAAAAUCUACAGAUGUGACAAUGAGGAGUGUCCGGAGCCAGGAUGUUACCGUUCAUUUGAGAGCAGCAAGGAGAUUCAUCCAAAGUGUGAAAGAGAAGGCUGCACAGGUAGAUACCAGCUGGUGAGACAUGUCUCGUUUGUUGACUGUCCAGGUCACGAUAUCUUGAUGAGUACCAUGUUGUCUGGAGCAGCCGUGAUGGACGCCGCCUUGCUACUUAUUGCAGGUAACGAGUCUUGUCCACAGCCGCAAACGUCUGAGCAUUUGGCGGCCAUUGAGAUCAUGAAGCUGAAGCACGUGAUCAUUCUACAAAACAAGGUUGACUUGAUGAAGGAAGAGGCUGCUCUGGAGCACGAGAAGUCCAUUUUAAAGUUCAUCAAGGGCACGAUCGCUGACGGCGCUCCAAUCAUUCCUAUCUCUGCACAACUCAAAUACAAUAUCGACGCUGUCAACAUGUGCAUGGUGAAUUCGAUCCCAGUCCCACUGAGAGACUUCUCUGCCCAGCCUCAGCUCAUUGUGAUCAGAUCCUUUGAUGUGAACAAGCCAGGAUCUGAGAUUGACGAGUUGAAGGGAGGUGUUGCUGGAGGAUCUAUUUUGACUGGUGUGUUCAAGAUCGGAGACGAGAUUGAGGUCAGACCAGGUAUCGUCACUAAAGACGAUAACGGAAAGAUCCAGUGCAAACCUAUAUUCUCGAGCAUUGUUUCGCUGUAUGCUGAGAACAACGACCUGAAGUUUGCUGUUCCGGGAGGUCUGAUUGGUGUGGGUACUAACAUUGACCCUACUCUUUGUAGAGCAGACCGUCUGGUGGGCCAGGUCGUCGGAUCCAAGGGACAUCUUCCAUCGGUUUUCACCGACAUUGAGAUCAACUACUUCCUGCUCAGAAGAUUGCUGGGUGUCAAGACGGAUGGCCAGAAACAGGCCCGUGUCAGAAAGCUUGAGGUCGACGACGUGCUGAUGGUGAAUAUCGGAUCUACUGCUACAGGAGCUAGAGUCGUGGCUGUCAAAGCAGACAUGGCCAGAUUGACCCUCACAUCGCCGGCCUGUACCGAGAUUAACGAGAAGAUUGCUCUGUCUAGACGUAUCGACAAGCACUUCAGACUGAUUGGUUGGGCUACUAUCAAGAAGGGAACCACGAUAGAUCCAGUUAAUUAA